Rubroshorea leprosula is the source of this 4265-nucleotide messenger RNA. The record is from the annotation of a GenBank genome assembly. NCBI's taxonomy places the organism in Eukaryota, Viridiplantae, Streptophyta, Magnoliopsida, Malvales, Dipterocarpaceae.
AAAGGUAAUUGAAACCAACCUUAAGCUCUUUUUAUCUCCGCUCUAAAGGUAGCCCCGAUUAUUGCUAACUUAAGCAUCGGAGUGUCUACCCCGAGUUCCACCUCGGGGCUUUGCAGGUCUUCCCGGAGUGCAAGUGCGGACUGAAGAAGAACUCCUGGUUUGGUGCAAUUACAUUGGCGUCGUCUGUGGGAUACGAACUGAAAGCCUUCUAGUUGCUCUUUCAUCAUGGUCCACACUCGAUCAGUCAGAGCUGGUAAUUCAUCUCUGCCUCAUGGGCAGGGUCAACCCCCCACCAACCUUCCACCUCUGAUCCCACCUCAACUUACACCUCAGCCUCCACCUUAGGUCCCAAUUAUGUUCCCUCCUGUUGAUCAUGCAAAAGGAGGAGAUGAAAAUCAACCUCAUGCCUCAGCUCACAAUUCCACUUCCACUGCCAACCAAGACGUAGUGACAGCUCAGCUUGCUGCCAUACAGCAACAGUUCAGUGUUUUUCACUUGGAAAAGCUAGUAGCUGAACACCGAGGUGCUCCACCCCCACACCAUACUGCUGAUUCUAUACCUCACCCUCUGAAUACCAACAUUACUUUAGAACCCUAUCCUGUUGGCUUCAAAAUACCACAACUGGAGACUUACGACGGGAUGAAAGAUCCCGAUGACCACCUGCAUGCUUUCUACUCUUGUAUGCAAGCUCAGAACGCCUCCGACGCGUUGAUGUGCAAAAUCUUCCCCUCUACUCUUCGAGGUAACGCCCGAACUUGGUAUUACAGUUUACCUCCGAGGUCAAUUAGCUCGUAUACAGAAAUGACAUCUGCCUUUACCACUAAGUUUUCCAGUAGAAGGUUGAUUAGGAAAACUACUUCUGAGCUGAUGACAGUUAAACAGAAGGAUGGAGAAUCCCUAAAGAACUAUAUGAGCAGGUUCAAUGAUGCGGUAUUGGAGGUUAGUUCCUUUGAUCAAGCUGUGGGGAUUGCAGCUGUAAUCUCCGAUCUUAAGCAUGACAGGUUUAGAGACAGUUUGAUCAAACAUGCUGCCAUCACCUUCAGCGAGGUGAACGAUAGGUCUCUAAAGUUUAUAACUGCCGAGGAGUAUGCCCUGGCGCAGAAUCCGACUCCCACUAAGAACCAGAACCCAGAGUGGAGAGAUGACAAUCCAACCCGGAAAAGGAUGAGGAUGGCGCAGAACAGAGGUCCAGUAUUGACCUCCUCACCGAGAUUCGGCAGGCCGAACUCCACACCCCCACAACAAUCUGCAAGUAAACCUCCAGUUAAUUGGACUCCCUUUAAUCUGCCAAGAGAACAGAGGCCACAGCCUCAAGGAGUCCGUAAUCCCCCAAAUAGGCAAGGUGUGGGAUAUCAGCAAGCCCCACCUCUGCUCCCACCACCAACUAGAAUCAUACACAUGAUUACGGGAGGCCUUGAAGCAGGUGGACUGAGCUCUAAGCAGCGAAAGCUGUAUGUUAGAGAGGUUAAACAUAAAAACCGAGUUCAGAAGCGGAAGAUUGACGAUGCUGAGUGGAAGAAUCAACCCAUUACUUUCACAUCUGCUGACCUCGACACAGUUGUUACACCCCACAAUGAUCCUCUGGUCACUACUGUCAUGAUCAAUAACUGUGAAGUACAGCGUGUCCUUGUUGAUACUGGGAGUGCACCAGACAUCAUGUACUUCCACUGUUUUGAGAGUCUGGGACUAGAUCCAGCAUUGUUGCAGAAAUAUGACGGUCCUAUCUAUGGUUUCAACAACCAACCUGUUCCGGUAGAAGGAGUUCUUACCCUCCAUGUGGCUUUUGGGAGUGGCCAGACCUAUUUCCCAACUCCUAUGGGAAUAGCAACAUUGCGAGGAAACCAAGAGGUGGCCAGACAUUGUUAUAUCACCUUAGUAACACAACCAAUGAAGGGCAAAGAUCAGACACCCGAGGCCAUUCCCCAGCGAAUUCCUGAUACUCAGCAAGUUAUGGGUGUAAAGAUCGUCGAUAAUCGACCGGAUGAUGAAGCCAGAGAUAUGCCAGGAAUUCCAAAUUCAAUAUGUCAACAUAAGCUCAGUACCAACCCAUUGAAGAAACCAGUGGCCCAGAAGCGGCGUCUCUUCGGGGGGGAGAGGCUUCAGGCUGUCAAAGAAGAGGCAAAUGGCAAAUGGCGAAUGUGCAUUGAUUAUACAAAUCUUAACCACACCUGCCCCAAGGAUUGCUAUCCAAUGCCGAGCAUUGACAAAUUAGUUGAAGCGGCUUCAGGCAAUGAGAGGUUAAGCCUCUUGGAUGCAUAUUCUGGGUAUCACCAGGUGCCAAUGGCUCCCGAAGAUGAAGAGAAAACCUCGUUCUAUGCUGGCGAUGAAAUUUAUUGCUAUGUCAUGAUGCCGUUUGGCUUAAAGAACGCUGGUGCUACUUAUCAGAAAAUGGUGACCAUCGUCUUCCGAGCUCAGAUCGGCAAGAAUCUGGAGGUGUAUGUCGAUGACAUCGUAGUAAAGAGCCAGAAAGCAGAAGACCAUCUAGCCGAUCUCGAUGAAACCUUCAACAACCUCAGAAAGAACAAGAUGCGGUUGAAUCCGGCCAAAUGUAUUUUCGAUGUGGAGUCUAGAAAGUUUAUGGGUUUCAUGGUGUCCCAAAGAGGGAUUGAGGUUAAUCCAGAAAAAAUUAGAGCAAUUGCCGAGAUGGAAUCACCGAAAUCAGUAAAAGAUAUACAGAGGUCGGCUACCCAGAAGGAUGAAUCAGGAAAACAGAAGAAAUUUGAAUGGAGUCAGGAGAGCCAGGCUGCAUUCGACGAGCUGAAGUCUUAUCUUAGCUCACCACCUCUGCUGACUAAGGCUGUCGAUGGAGAGAUUCUUUACUUGUACCUGGGGAUUUCAGAAGAGGCCAUUAGUUCAGUUCUGUUAAGAGAGGAAGCCAAGCAACAGAAACCAAUCUAUUAUAUCAGUAGUGUAUUACACGGAGCGGAGCUGAGAUAUCCUAUAGCGGAGAAAGCAGCACUAGCAGUUGUCACUUCGGCAAGGAAAUUGAGGCCAUAUUUUCAGUCACACCCAAUCAUUAUCACGUUUCAGCAGAGAUCCGUAAUCCGAGCUCAAGCACUAGCAGAUUUCAUUGUUGAAUGCACCCCAUGUCCUUCAACCUCUACUCCAAAGCCCAACGAUUGGACCUUAUAUGUUGACGGAGCAUCUAGUAGCAAGGGUUCAGGGGCUGGCGCUCUCUUGAUUGGUCCAGAAGGAUACCGAAGCGAACAUGCCUUGAAGUUCAACUUUGAUGCGACAAAUAAUAUGGCUGAGUAUGAAGCUCUGCUACUUGGGCUACAACUAGCACUAGAGUUGAAAAUCAGUGCAAUUCAAGCAGAUUCACUCUCUAAGUUUGCCUCUAACAGCUCUUUAAGUUCCAGAUCCGUUUUUGUAGAGAUUUUAGAUGAACCAAGCUUCAUGAAGCCUCGGGUGAUGGAGAUUAGCACAAACCCAGACACGCCGAGUUGGACUGAUUCAAUCGUCUCCUUUUUGCGAGAUGGGAUAAUACCUGAAGACAGGCAGGAGGCAAUGAAGUUGAGAAAGAAAGCAUCUCGGUAUACCCUCGUUGAUGGGGUCUUGUAUAAGAGAUCUUUCUCACUUCCUCUUCUACGGUGUUUAAACCCCUAUGAAGCUGAAUAUGCACUUCGAGAGGUGCAUAAAGGUGUCUGUGGGAGCCAUGUCGGUGCUCGGACUCUGGCUCACAAAGUCUUAAGGCAAGGAUAUUACUGGCCAAACAUACAUAAAGAUGCCACUUACUUUGUUCAGAAAUGCUCGAAAUGUCAAUUCUUCACACAUCUGACUCACCAACCAGUAGAGGAACUCACGAACAUGGUAGCACCGUGGCCAUUUGCUCAGUGGGGAUUGGAUCUUUUAGGCCCAUUCGUGAAAGGGGUUGGAGGUGUAACCCAUCUAGUUGUUGGUGUGGAUUAUUUCACAAAGUGGGUAAAAGCUCGGCCUUUAUCUAGUCUUACCUCUAAGAAGGUCGAAGAUUUUGUUUUCAGCUCGAUCAUCUGCAGAUAUGGGAUCCCAAAUCAGAUUGUGGCUGAUAAUGGAACUCAAUUCAAUUGCUCCUCAUUCCGAGAUUUCUGUUCCAGUUAUGGGAUUAAGUUACAGUUCACCUCCGUUUACCAUCCGGAGUCCAAUGGCAUGGUUGAAUCUGUUAACAAAUGCAUUUUAGAAGGUAUAAAGUUGAGAUUGGAAUAGCAUAAGGCCAAGUGGGCAGACGAGCUCAACAACGUCCUCUGGGCAUACAGAACCACAAGCCGAACUGCCACAGGUACUGCUUU